UGGCUAUUCAUGAUAUCCUUGCGAUUUUCAUCGAAAGUACUUGGUAGACAUGGCCUGGUGGGGUUAGAGGAAAAAGAAGAUGGCGUGGUGCUAGUGCACACGGACAGCUCGCAGCAGUUGGAAGCGCUGGCAUCGCCGCAUCGCGGUCGUGAUGCCGUCCCGCCUUUGAAAGUGCCCGACGAAGCAACAUGGAAAGGAUUGCCAAGCAAGACCAAGCCCCCAAAGAAGAAAAUCCACUCGAUUGUGCAGGAUCUGGACACGGGGUUGAUGUUUCCCCACGUCAUUGAAACGGUAGCGUCGCCCCUGCCAAGCCCUGCCGCGUUUGCCAGAAUGAUGGACUACAGCACUCUUGACGACGACGACCUCGAGUUUCUACCGCGGAACGACCAGAUCGCACACGGCAAGGACGACAGCAGUAGCAGUAGCAGUGACGAGAGCGAAGGCAGCCAGGCGAGCAGCAAGGACGUGCGCAGCUUUGGGCCUGACGCAGACGUGUUGGUCCCUAGUGUAUCGGUGAAAUGUCUGCGGCUGUGGACAGAAUACUACCUGCGAUGGGAUGCCACCGCUACGAUAGACCGUCAUGGCGAACUCGAGCGCGAAGCCAAGCUGCGAGACGUGCUCGGGGAGUUGGAGUAUUACAAGAAACAGCAACGAAAACGAGAGUCUGGGGAAACCAUCAUGCGGCGGGGGGGGAUUGAUCCAAGGCCUCGGGGGGACGACAGGGAUGGCCGCGACGACGAAAACGACAUGGUGGGGCUCGCCAUGGAGGAUUUGUUUGAAGUCGAGUCCAGGCAAGUGAUGGCAGACCUGGUGGCAUCCCCCUCUCCAACGCCCACAAAGAACGAGAAGGAUGACGUGCUGACGGCGGACAAACUAAGCGCCCACAACCAUCAGAUGGAGGUCGCAGACUUGCAAGCAAGGCAUCGCGUGGCGAUCGAUCGCAUGCAAAUGCAAUACGAAGACUACUUGUCGCAGCGAUUACAGCGUUAACACGAUAGAUAGUUAAGCCACGUUCGGUGGAAAAAACAAAUAAAGUAAUGUUA
Molecule: messenger RNA, 1043 nt
Organism: Aphanomyces astaci
Lineage: Eukaryota; Oomycota; Saprolegniomycetes; Saprolegniales; Verrucalvaceae
Exons: 2
Coding region: 10-990 (326 amino acids)
Source: RefSeq, a predicted model, not a curated record